Molecule: messenger RNA, 1383 nt
Organism: Epinephelus fuscoguttatus (brown-marbled grouper)
Lineage: Eukaryota; Metazoa; Chordata; Actinopteri; Perciformes; Serranidae
Gene: eif4a2
Product: eukaryotic translation initiation factor 4A, isoform 2
Exons: 11
Coding region: 112-1341 (409 amino acids)
Biological process (GO): cytoplasmic translational initiation
Cellular component (GO): cytoplasmic stress granule
Molecular function (GO): RNA helicase activity; translation initiation factor activity; ATP binding
Source: RefSeq, a predicted model, not a curated record
GACGUUACUGGAUUCUUUACAUUCAUCAGUGAAAAUAGUCCGGCUGCAUAAAGGCAGUUGGCAUCGCAGUCAGCGAUCUUUCCAUUCGCAUGCUGAAGUUGGGAACGGAUCAUGUCUUGCGACUCUGCUGAUUACAACAGCUCAAAAGACCAUGGGGGGCCAGAUGGAAUGGAGCCUGAUGGUGUCAUCGAGAGCAACUGGAACGAGAUUACAGACAACUUUGAUGAUAUGAACCUGAAGGAGACUCUUCUCAGGGGAAUAUAUGCAUAUGGUUUUGAAAAGCCAUCUGCCAUUCAACAAAGGGCGAUCAUACCUUGCAUCAAAGGCUAUGAUGUCAUUGCCCAGGCCCAGUCGGGCACUGGCAAGACGGCCACGUUUGCCAUCUCUAUCUUGCAGCAGCUGGACAUUGAGAUGAAGGAGACUCAGGCUCUGGUGUUGGCUCCCACCAGAGAGCUGGCUCAGCAGAUCCAGAAGGUCAUUCUGGCUCUGGGUGACUACAUGGGGGCAGCCUGCCAUGCCUGUAUCGGAGGGACCAAUCUCCGCAAUGAAAUACACAAGCUCAUGGCUGAGUCCCCCCACAUUGUGGUGGGUACACCAGGACGUGUGUACGACAUGCUUACCAGGGGACAUCUUUCUGCAAAAUGCAUCAAGAUGUUUGUCCUGGAUGAAGCAGAUGAGAUGCUGAGUCGGGGAUUCAAAGAUCAGAUCUAUGAGAUCUUCCAGAAGCAGAGCACGAGCAUUCAAGUGGUUCUGCUCUCUGCCACCAUGCCAGCAGAGGUGUUAGAGGUGACUAAGAAAUUCAUGCGAGACCCCAUUCGCAUCUUGGUGAAGAAGGAGGAGCUUACCCUGGAGGGUAUCAAGCAGUUCUACAUCAAUGUGGAACGAGAGGAGUGGAAGCUGGAUACUCUGUGUGAUCUGUACGAGACACUGACAAUCACCCAGGCUGUCAUCUUUCUCAACACCAGGAGAAAAGUCGACUGGCUGACUGAGAAGAUGCACGCUAGAGACUUCACUGUCUCUGCUCUGCAUGGUGACAUGGACCAGAAGGAGCGUGAUGUGAUUAUGAGGGAGUUCCGGUCCGGCUCAAGCAGAGUUCUGAUCACUACUGAUCUUCUGGCUCGUGGGAUUGACGUCCAGCAGGUUUCCCUGGUCAUUAACUAUGACCUUCCUACAAACCGAGAGAACUACAUUCAUAGAAUCGGCCGUGGUGGUCGUUUUGGCAGAAAAGGAGUUGCUAUCAACUUCGUCACUGAGGAGGACAAGAGGAUUCUUCGGGAUAUCGAGACGUUUUACAAUACUACCGUGGAGGAGAUGCCUAUGAAUGUGGCCGACCUGAUUUGAGCCCUGAGAUUAUUAUUUUUUUAAACGCAGUGAUAGCGAUCG